AUGUCAUCGCGCACCGGAAUCCGAUCAAAAGUGACGAGACCUUGGAACACUAAUUCACCGUCGCUCGAGGGCCACACCACGCAGGGCCGCAGUGAAUCGGGCCGCAAGGCAUCCAGGACGGGAAGAGCGGACAACUUAAGAGAUAUUUUGGUCUCACAAAUGCUGAAAAUAGACAAAAUAAUGGACACUUCAAUUGGGCUUCACUCAAUGGACGAAAUUAAGACUUCAAUCCAUAGAUUAGUCUUUAUGCGAACAAUCUGGCCCAUCAACUUGAAGAAUAUUCAUCAAGUUGCCUUCAAUCGUUGCUAUCAUAGACACUUCAUCGAGGGUUUUUCGAAGAUUGCCCUGCCCUUGUCUCGUUUGACGAGGAAAUCGGUGAAGUUUGAGUGGGAUAGUCGUUGUGAGUCGAGCUUCCAGGAGCUCAAAGCGAGGCUUACGACGGCCCCAGUGUUGACUAUUUCGGACCCCGCACAGGGUUUCACUAUCUAUAGUGACGCCUCGAAGCAGAGUCUAGGCUAUGUUUUGAUGCAAGACGGCAGGGUUGUGGCUUAUGCUUCCCGUCAGCUAAAGCCGCACGAGGUCAACUACCCGACUCACGAUCUUGAGUUGGCAGCAGUGGUUCACGCCCUGAAGAUUUGGAGACACUAUUUGUAUGGGGAACAUUGCGAGAUUUACACCGACCACAAGAGCCUACAAUAUAUCUCCACACAGAAGGAGCUCAACAUGCGCCAGCGGCGAUGGUUGGAGCUAGUGAAGGAUUACGACUGUACCAUUAACUAUCAUCCGGGCAAGGCGAAUGUAGUUGCCGACGCCCUCAGCCGGAAGGGAAAGAGCGAGCUGACCUGUAUGAUCACUCAGCAGCGUCAGUUGAUUCAUGAGUUCGCUCGGAUGUAG
Molecule: messenger RNA, 894 nt
Organism: Striga asiatica
Lineage: Eukaryota; Viridiplantae; Streptophyta; Magnoliopsida; Lamiales; Orobanchaceae
Source: the annotation of a GenBank genome assembly